Molecule: messenger RNA, 2706 nt
Organism: Cryptotermes secundus
Lineage: Eukaryota; Metazoa; Arthropoda; Insecta; Blattodea; Kalotermitidae
Gene: CRMP
Product: dihydropyrimidinase
Exons: 15
Coding region: 120-2204 (694 amino acids)
Biological process (GO): pyrimidine nucleobase catabolic process
Cellular component (GO): cytosol; cytoplasm
Molecular function (GO): dihydropyrimidinase activity
Source: RefSeq, a predicted model, not a curated record
GAGGGUUGUGUCGUCGAGAAGAAAAGCAGUAUUCUCGCAGUAGUCUGUGGACCAGCUCCCACACGUGCUUGAUAAGCCUGACAUCUCGUGGUCACGUUGCUAACCAAAAGACCCCAAAUAUGGCUGACAAUGGAAUGGGAUGGAUCCCCGGUUUGGGAGACAAUAAGCCCCAGUCCCGGUUGCUAGGGAAAUCUUUCUUCGGCUAUGUGCCCGAUGCUUUUUCGAUGAAGACUCCCGCAAUGCCUUCGGAGAAGCCAUCACCAAAAGAUUCUAAAGAAACAUCCGCUGCUUCGAGUCCUGUGAGAACGACUCACCGCAAGGUACCCGAGAGCCUGAGUGGGAUCUUCAAGGAAGAGGAACUCAAGGUGAUAACAUCUGGCGGUGACAGCCAGGAGAUCGUGACAGAGGAGGUAGAGGCCGAGCGGGUCAUUCAUGAAGAGGCUUUGCCUUUGGUGAGUGCACAGAACAGGCUGCUAAUCAAAAAUGGCAAGGUUGUGAAUGAAGAUGCAAUGGUUGACAGUGAUGUUUAUAUAGAAGAUGGUGUUGUUAAGCAGUUGGGGCGGAACUUGAUAAUCCCCGGAGGAACAAGAAUUAUAGACGCUAGAGGAAAAUAUGUCAUUCCAGGUGGCAUUGACCCACACACGCACUUGCAGCUGGAGUUUAUGGGAGGAGUAAGUGCUGAUGACUUCUACCAAGGGACAAAAGCGGCACUGGCUGGAGGGACCACCAUGAUAAUUGACUUUGCCAUACCCAAGAAAGGUGAAUCUCUCAUUGACGCGUAUGGAAGCUGGAGGAGAAAGGCAGAUGAGAAGGUGUGCUGUGAUUAUGCUUUACAUGUUGGUGUUACGUGGUGGUCAGACAAAGUGAAGGAAGAGAUGGAACAGCUGUGUAAGGAGCAUGGAGUGAACUCUUUUAAAAUGUUCAUGGCAUACAAAGACUUUUAUAUGCUGCGAGACUUUGAGCUGUAUGGUGUGUUUGAUAAGUGCAAACAGCUGGGAGCAAUUGCACAAGUGCAUGCUGAGAAUGGAGACGUCAUUGCUGAGAAUGUAAAGAAGCUUCUAGCCAGAGGUAUAACAGGACCAGAAGGACAUGCACUGUCACGUCCUGAAGAUGUAGAGGCAGAAGCAGUUAACAGAGCUUGUGUUAUAGCAAACCAGGUGGAUGCCCCUCUUUAUGUGGUGCAUGUGAUGAGCAAGUCUGCUGGGGAUGUGAUAAAACAGAAGCGGUGUCAGGGGCAAGUGGUGUUUGGAGAGACUAUAGCAGCUUCACUGGGGACAGAUGGGACCCACCAUUGGAACAGAUGCUGGCAGCAUGCAGCUGCACACGUCAGGAGCCCCCCUCUGCGCCCUGAUUCCAAUACACCCAACAAACUCGUGGAUUUCCUUGUCUCUGAUGUUCUUCAAGUGACUGGGAGUGACAACUGCACUUUCACUGCCAGUCAGAAGGCUCUCGGCCAGGAUGAUUUUAGCAAGAUUCCAAAUGGUGUAAAUGGUGUAGAAGAUCGAAUGUCAGUUAUCUGGGAGAAAGGUGUGCAUUCAGGAAAGAUGGACCCAUCACGGUUUGUGGCCAUCACUAGUACAAAUGCUGCCAAAAUAUUCAACAUCUACCCAAGAAAGGGUUGUAUUUCUGUGGGUUCUGAUGCUGACAUAGUAAUCUGGGAUCCAAAUAAAACACGUACCAUUUCAGCCAAAACCCAUCAUCAUGCAGUGGACUUCAACAUCUUUGAGGGUAUGGAAUGUCAUGGAGUUCCGGAGUAUGUGAUUGUCAAUGGCAGAGUUUGUGUGGAUGAAGGUGAUCUGAAAGCUGUGCAAGGUUUUGGACAUUUCAUCCCAACUCCAGUCUUCUCUCCAUAUGUGUACUCCAUGGUGAAGAAGAGGGAAGAGGAGAAAUCAUCUAACUCAGUGUCAAGUGCUGCACUUGUGAAUGACACUGGUAGUGUGGCUGAUGGCAAUGAUGGCAAGCCGUCCACACCCACACCUGUUCAGGAACCACAUGUGGAGGCCUCACAGGCUCCUGAACCCCAGCUUGGUACCCCCUCCAGUAAGGGUCAGAGGAACCUUCAGGAUUCAACUUUCUCCAUCAGUGGUGAGAGCCCUAAUGGGUUGCAUGAACAAGAAUCAGCCGAACUGGAUGACACCGCUCCAAGAUCAUGCAUCAGAGUGAAGAAUCCUCCCGGUGGCCAAUCUUCAGGAGGUUUCUGGUGAACACAUCAUCAUAUCAGAUCAGCUCUGCCCAUAUGUGAACAGACCAAAUGCUACCUGCAGGGAAAUCACAUUUAUUUCUUCGUCAGUUUAGCGAAAUUAUUGCAAUUAUUGUAUAUUUCUGUUGUGGAUUAUUAUUAUUAUUAUUAUUAUUAUCAUCAUCAUCAUCAUCAUUAUCAUUACCAUAAUUUUCAUUAUUAUCUGCUGCAGUCAGCAUAUUGUAUUACAUAAUAUAUCAAAUUCCUGUGUUUGUAUUUUAUUAUUUGAUUACAGAUAUAUUUUGUGUGCAUUAAUCACACAUUAGUCUUGGGACUGAGCUUGCUGCAGAAAUCCAUCUCCAUGUGAGAGCCAAAUUUAUUUGAAUUUAUUGAAAAUUUGGGAACAUUUUAAAAUUGGUACAUGAUGUUCCUUCACUAUCCUUCUGUAUGUUAUGGAUGUUAAGAAAGUAUUUAAAGGAAAUGGAUUGUUUCAUCAAAUAUCUAACCUUGGGAAAUGAAUUGCAUAU